This is a messenger RNA of Momordica charantia (bitter melon), 1641 nucleotides long. RefSeq names its product glucose-6-phosphate/phosphate translocator 2, chloroplastic. Gene Ontology annotation, biological process: transmembrane transport. Lineage: Eukaryota; Viridiplantae; Streptophyta; Magnoliopsida; Cucurbitales; Cucurbitaceae. Gene Ontology annotation, molecular function: transmembrane transporter activity. Gene Ontology annotation, cellular component: membrane. The record is from RefSeq and is a predicted model, not a curated record.
CUUCUCCCCCAGUCCAGUUCCCCACCCAAGAUCCAACGUCCUCUCUCCGUCUCCAUUCUCCAACCGAAUUCUCCUCCUCCCCUUCACCAUUUACGAACUGCUUUCAAUUUCUGCAGAUCCCAUUUUCAUAUUCUUCAAUACACCAUGAUCUCUUCACUACGCCUCACCACUCCCAAUUUCACUUCCUCUGAACUUUUCAACCGAAAAUCCCCGCUUCCCAGGCCGCAACUUCCUCAGCAAUCCCUCAAUCGCAGUGCCCUAAACCAUCAAUUUCUCGAUCGCUCUCUUUCCACCGGGAAACCGCUUUACAUCUCGUCCGUUGAGAAUCUUUCUUCGCCGCGUUCCACUGAGUGCAGGGCAUUUGAGGCCGACUCCCGCCCUCUUCACAUUAACAUCGAGCUUCCCGAUGAACGCGCCGCUCAGAAACUCAAAAUCGGCCUCUAUUUCGCCACUUGGUGGGCUUUGAACGUCGUCUUUAAUGUCUACAACAAGAAGGUUCUCAAUGCGUUUCCUUAUCCAUGGCUCACCUCCACCCUCUCCCUCACUGCUGGAUCGCUCAUCAUGCUCGUUUCCUGGGCCACCAGAAUGGCCCACCCGCCUAAAACCGAUUUCGAUUUCUGGAAAUCUCUAUUGCCGGUGGCAGUGGCGCAUACCAUUGGGCACGUCGCGGCAACUGUGAGCAUGUCCAAAGUGGCAGUUUCAUUCACUCACAUAAUAAAGAGCGGGGAGCCGGCUUUCAGUGUGUUGGUGUCCAGGUUUGUUCUGGGUGACGCGUUUCCAUUGCCUGUUUACUUAUCACUCAUCCCAAUCAUUGGGGGCUGCGCUCUUUCCGCCGCAACCGAGCUCAAUUUCAACAUGACUGGUUUCAUGGGAGCGAUGGUAUCGAAUAUGGCAUUCGUGUUCCGGAACAUAUUCUCAAAGAAAGGGAUGAAGGGGAAGUCAGUGAGUGGGAUGAAUUACUACGCUUGCCUUUCUUUGCUGUCUCUGCUGAUUCUCACGCCUUUCGCCAUUGCUGUGGAGGGGCCCAAGUUGUGGGCUGCAGGGUUUCAAAAGGCUCUCUCUCAAAUUGGUCCCAAUUUCAUAUGGUGGUUGGGAGCCCAAAGUAUGUUCUACCACUUGUACAAUCAAGUGUCGUACAUGUCUCUUGAUGAGAUAUCUCCAUUGACAUUCAGCGUAGGAAACACAAUGAAGAGAAUAUUUGUAAUAGUGUCGUCCAUUAUCAUCUUCCACACCCCUGUCCGACCCAUCAACGCCAUUGGAGCUGCCAUUGCAAUCCUCGGCACCUUCCUCUACUCCCAGGCAAAGCUGUGAGAUGAUGAUGUGGGGCUUCUAUCUUUUAAUGGGAGAUUUGGAAGUUGAAUGAGUGGGAGUAGUGGAAGAAGGCUGCUGAAGCUGAUUUUGCUUAUGCAUGUGUUCUUGUAGCCACGGGGAGGGAGGGGUUGUUGCUGGUGGUGGUUAAUAUAGAGAGAGAGAAGUAGAGAGCCAAUAAUUUAUAGUACAUACAGAUAGGAUGAGUUAUAGGCACAAAAUUGAUUAUUUAUUCUCAUUGUUUCAUUUCAGAAUUGUGUCACCAAUAUCUAUGUUUGAUACUCUCCGUCUCAAUUUUCUCCAUUACUCCCAAUCUAUAAAUAUAUAGCUCCA